Molecule: messenger RNA, 790 nt
Organism: Salvia hispanica
Lineage: Eukaryota; Viridiplantae; Streptophyta; Magnoliopsida; Lamiales; Lamiaceae
Product: Mitochondrial ATP synthase subunit G protein
Biological process (GO): proton motive force-driven ATP synthesis
Molecular function (GO): proton transmembrane transporter activity
Source: RefSeq, a predicted model, not a curated record
UAUAAGGUGAAUUUAUUUAAGAAGACUUUUCUCUUGAUUUACAACCUCAGACCUCACCUCCCCUUUCUCUCACUACCCAAGAGCUUAUCGGCGAGUCUGUGAAACCGGAGCUCGCCUUUCAGUUUCCGAUCGGAAGGACUGACUUUGGGUGUAAUGGCAGCGAGACUACAGCAAUUGCAAAGCAAGGCUUGCCAAGCCACACAAUAUGUGUCCAAGCAUGGCACCACCUACUAUAAGCAGUUAAUGGAGCAGAACAAACAAUAUGUAAAAGAACCAGCAACUGUUGAAACAUGUAGCGAAUUAUCCAAGCAGCUGUUCUACACUCGUCUUGCCAGCAUUCCUGGUCGCACUGAGACCUUCUGGAAGGAAAUCGACUACGUGAAGAAUAUGUGGAAGCACAGGCAGGAAAUGAAGGUUGAGGAUCUUGGAAUCGCUGCUCUGUUCGGGCUUGAAUGCUUUGCAUGGUUCUGUGCCGGUGAAAUUGUCGGAAGGGGAUUCACAUUUACCGGCUACUAUCCCUGAAAACGGACUGGGUAAUAAUUGUGGGAAUGAUUCGCGUACUCAUGGUCGGGCAGAUUGUCAUCAUGCAAGUUUUUUUAUUUCAAAGAGAGUUUGGCAAGCUGAUAAAUCAGUGUUAAAAUUGAAGGCCUCAAUAAUCAGUACAUCGGUAUUUGAAUUUUCUCUUAGUGGAGUGGUUUUGAACUUCACAUUGUUUUUAUCUUCAUUUAGAUAUUGUUACUGUGAUGAAUGUAGCUCCUUAUAAAAGUUUUGGUGUUGCCUUCAUAAAUUA